Molecule: messenger RNA, 1220 nt
Organism: Poecilia reticulata (guppy)
Lineage: Eukaryota; Metazoa; Chordata; Actinopteri; Cyprinodontiformes; Poeciliidae
Source: RefSeq, a predicted model, not a curated record
UCCUCACUGUUUAAGGAAACAUUUGGAAACUUGAGGUGAAGUUCUGAAAGUCUGAAUGACAUCUGUGCCAAUUAAGCAUCACAAAUGGGUUUGUGAGAGAUGUUUCAUUCCGUCUACCUGUGUCUUCCUCCUCCAGGUGUGGUCUGUGGACAGGCCCCACUGGCUUCCAAGAUUUCCGGUGGAGUUUCUGUGGCGUCGGCCGGUGCAUGGCCGUGGAUGGCCAGCUUACUGAAGAACGGCCAGCACAUGUGUGGAGGGACGCUGGUGUCUGAAAAGGACGUGCUGACCAACGCCAACUGCUUCUCAGGCCCCCCUAACGCCUCUGAGUGGACGGUCGUGUUGGGUCGGCUACAUCAGAACGGCGUGAACCAGUUUGAGGCGUCGUUUGAUGUGGUAAAUAUCAGCGUGAGCAACCUGACGGGAACCAACAUCGCAGUGCUGACGCUGUCGUCCCCCCCCACCCUGAACAAAUACAUUUGGCCGAUCUGCCUGGGCAACGGAAGAACAUUCCCAGAGGGAGCCGUAUGCUGGGCCGCCGGCUGGAGCSCUGGAGCAGGAGGGGAGGAACCUUUGCAGCAGUUCCAGACAACAGUGCUAAAUUGUGGGGAUGCAUCAACAGCAGACAGCAUGUGCACACAAGACUUUACUCUGGGACAGGGCGACUCUGGUGGUCCGCUCAUGUGCAAGCAGGACGGCUCCUGGUUCCAGGCAGUGGUGCUUUCAUAUAAUACCUCCAACAGAAGGAAACGGGCCAGCAUGAAGAUCUUUGAAAAACUGAACCGUUUUCAGUCUUUUCUGACCAAGACACUGGGAUCGUUCUUAUCUCCAGCAGCCGCCGUCACCGCCGUCACCACCAACAUUACAAAUACCACAAAUACCACAACCCUCAAUCCCAUGACAACCAGUGGGGUGACAAUGCCUCACUUCCCCUCUGUCCUCUUAGGCCAUCUUCUCCUCUUAGCUUUAUGUCUCCAAGUCUUCACAUAAGCAGCAUUUACACUGUCUGAUUUACAAGAUAUGACACAGAGAAAGCAGGUGAUGGUGUUUUAAUUUUAGCCCAAAAUGCUCCCUGGUAAUAUACAGCGUGUUUCUGGUUUUGGUUAUUCAAAGCAGAUCUAAAGGAUCAGAAGUGUUUGGCAGCAACUUUCAAUCUGAAAACAUUUUUCUUUUCAUCCACAGAAGAAACUAAAAACAUAAAACAAAAAUAGUUUAAAGGCUAA